AUGAAUGAAGAAAAUAGUAGUGGAGCUGGGCCUAGCAUUCAAAUUAGUCCUGAGAUGGUGUUGGUUUUGGAGGAAAUGAGAAAUAUGUUGAAGACUAUUAGGGGAGAUCAAGAAAAUACGAAUACAAUUAAGGUAAACACUGAUCGUGUGGAAGAACAAGAUCGUAUAAAUAAUCCGGAGCGAGAAGGUGAGAAUAAACGAAGGUGUACUUACAAGACCUUUAAGGAUGCUGAUCCCCCGAUAUUUAAAGGAGAUUUGGAUCCGCAUGUUGCGAAUACGUGGAUUAAGGAAAUGGAGAAAGUGAUAGAAAUUUCUGAAUGCUUGGAUGAACAAAAAGUGAAAUUCGCAACACACUCUUUAAGGGGGGAAGCAGUAUUUUGGUGGGACACUGUUAAACAGACGGAAGAUUGUUCAACAAUGACUUGGACGAGGUUUAAGGAGUUGUUCUUUGAUAAAUAUUUUCCUACGUGUAUGAAAAAUGAGAUGGAGAUGAAGUUUUUAGGAUUGAAGCAAGAAGGAAUGUCUGUGUCAGAAUAUUUGUCGAAGUUUUUGGAGCUUUCUAGGUUUGCCCCUCAUCAGGUUAAUACUGAAGCUAGGAAAUGUCAGAGAUUUCAGGAGGGACUGAAACCUCAAAUUAGAGAAAGGAAAAGACUAACGUCUGCUCCAGUACUUGGAUUACCAGAUGGAACUGAAGAUUUUGUUAUUUAUAGUGAUGCGUCAAGAAAAGGAUUAGGAUGUCUGUUAAUGCAACGUGAUAAGGUAAUUGCUUAUGCAUCUCGACAAUUAAGAAAUCAUGAGAAGAAUUACCCUACCCAUGAUUUAGAAUUGGCUGCAGUAGUUUUCGCGCUUAAAAUUUGGAGGCAUUACUUGUAUGGAGGAAAGUGUAAAAUUUUUACAGAUCAUCAAAGUUUAAAGUACCUCUUUUCACAGAAAGAUUUAAAUAUGAGGCAGAGAAGAUGGCUGGAGUUGUUAAAGGAUUAUGAUUGUGAAAUUUUAUAUCAGCCUGGUAAGGCGAAUGUUGUAGCUGAUGCGUUAAGUAGGAAGGAAGUCGGGAAUUGUGCGAGUGUCGUAGUAGAAUCACUGGAUGUUCAAGAAGAAAGAUUUGGAGUGGGGUUUGGUAUGCAAAAGAAGGAUAAGAGCUUACUGUGUCAGAUUAAGGUCAAACCGAUGUUCUUAGAAAAGUUAAAGAGUUGGGAAAGAAAGAUUUUAUGA
Molecule: messenger RNA, 1212 nt
Organism: Daucus carota subsp. sativus
Lineage: Eukaryota; Viridiplantae; Streptophyta; Magnoliopsida; Apiales; Apiaceae
Exons: 3
Coding region: 1-1212 (403 amino acids)
Source: RefSeq, a predicted model, not a curated record